Homarus americanus (American lobster) is the source of this 2121-nucleotide messenger RNA. RefSeq names its product nascent polypeptide-associated complex subunit alpha, muscle-specific form-like. Lineage: Eukaryota; Metazoa; Arthropoda; Malacostraca; Decapoda; Nephropidae. The record is from RefSeq and is a predicted model, not a curated record. The transcript has a single exon. Bases 1 to 2121 code for a protein of 706 amino acids.
AUGUCACCCACCCAGUGUCACCCCUCGCCACCAGUGUCAUCCCUCACCCAGUGUCACCCUCGCCGCCAGUGUCACCCCUCGCCGCCCAGUGUCACCCCUCGCCACCAGUGUCACCCCUCGCCACCAGUGUCAUCCCUCGCCACCCAGUGUCACCCCUCGCCGCCCAGUGUCACCCCUCGCCACCCAGUGUCAUCCCCUCGCCGCCAGUGUCACCCCUCACCACCAGUGUCACCACACGCCACCCAGUGUCACCCCUCACAGCCAGUGUCACCCUCGCCACCCAGUCGCCACCCAGUGUCACCCUCGCCACCCAGUCUCGCCACCAGUGCCACCCCUCGCCGCCCAGUGUCACCCCUCGCCGCCCAGUGUCACCCUCGCCGCCCAGUGUCACCCCUCGCCGCCCAGUGUCACCCCUCGCCGCCCAGUGUCAUCCCCUCGCCCAGUGUCACCCUCGCGAUCCAGUGUCACCCCUCGCCGUCCAGUGUCACCCUCGCCACCCAGUGUAACCCCUCGCCACAGUGUAACCCCUCGCCACCCAGUGUCACCCCUCGCACCCAGUGUCAUCCAUCGCCACCCAGUGUCACCCUCGCCACCCAGUGUCACCCCUCGCCACCCAGUGUCAUCCCUCGCCGCAGCAUCAUCCUCGCCGCCGUGUCAUCCCUCGCCACCCCGGAUCAUCCCUGGCCACAGUGUCACCCCUCGCCGUCCAGUGUCACCCUCGCCACCCAGUGUCACCCUCCCCACCCAGUGUCACCCCUCGCCACCAGUGUCACCCUCGCCACCAGUGUCACCCCUCGCCACCCAGUGUCCCCCUCCGCCACCCAGUGUCGCCCCUCAGUGUCACCCCUCGCCACCAGUGUCACUCGCCACCCAGUGUCACCCCUCGCCACCCAGUGUCACCCUCUCGCCACCAGUGUCACCCCUCGCCGCCCAGUGUGCCCCUCGCCGCCCAGUGUCACCCCUCGCCGCCCAGUGUCACCCCUCGCCGUCCAGUGUCACCCUCGCCCAGUGUCACCCCUCGCCGCAGUGUCACCCUCGCCACCCAGUGUCACCCCUCGCCACCAGUGUCACCUCUCCACCCAGUGUCACCCCUCGCCACCCAGCAUCCCCUCGCCGCCCAAGUCACCCGUCGCCGCCCAGUGUCACCCCUCGCCACCGGUGUGCCCUCGCCACCCAGUGUCACCCUCUCCGCCCAGUGUCACCUCGCCGUCCAGUGUCACCCCUCGGCACCAGUGUCACUCCUCGCCGCCCAGUGUCACCCCUCGUGGUCAGUGUCAUCGCCGCCAGUGUCACCCCUCGCCGCCCAGUGUCACCCCUCUCCGCCAAGUGUCACCCCCUCGCCGCCCAGUGUCACCCCUCGCACCCAGUGUCACCCCUCUCCGCCAAGUGUCACUCCCUCGCCGUGAUGUCACCCCUCGCCACCAGUGUCACCCCUCGCCACCCAGCAUCAUCCUCGCCGUCCAGUGUCACCCCUCGGCACCCAGUGUCACCCCUCGCCGCAGUGUCACCCUCGCCGCAACAUCAUCCCUGCCGCCCAGUGUCACCCCACCCAGCAUCAUCCUCGCCGCCCAGUGUCACCCCUCGCCGUCCAGUGUCACCCCUCAUAGCAGUUCACCCCUCGCCUGCUCAUCCUGCGCAGUGUCACCCCUCGCCGUCCAGUGUCACCCCUCGGCACCAGUGUCACCCUCGCCGCCCAGUGUCACCCCUCGCCACCAGCAUCAUCCUCGCCGCCCAGUGUCACCUCGCCGUCCAGUGCCACCUCGCCGUCCAGUGUCACUCUCGCCACCCAGCAUCAUCCUCGCCGCCCAGUGUCACCCCUCCACCAGCAUCAUCCCUCGCGCCAGUGUCACCCCUCGCCGCCCAGUGUCACCCCUCGCCGCCCAGUGUCACCCUCGCCGCCCAGUGUCACCCCCCCUCGCCGCCCAGUGUCACCUCUCGCCGGUGUCACCCCUCGCCACCAGUGUCACCCUCGCCACCCAGCAUCAUCCCUCGCCACCCAGUGUCACCCUCGCCGCCCAGUGUCACCCCUCGCCACCCAGUGUCACCUCGCCGCCCAGUGUCACCCCCUCUUCGCCCAGUGUCACCCCUCUCCGCCCAGUGUCACCCCUCGCCACCCAGUGA